AUGAUUUUCCCUAAGAGAGUCUUGGCUAAAAUUUCAGCCAUCUGCAGAGCUUUUCUCUGGAAAGGUCAAGUUUUUUCUAUGAAUUCUGGUAAUAUUGCCUGGGACCAGAUUUGCAAACCAAAAAAAGCAGGAGGCCUUGGUUUCAAGGAUUGUUAUAUUUGGAAUAUUGCUACCAUUGACAAGUAUAUUUGGGCUGUUGCAGAAAAGAAAGACAAUUUAUGGGUUAAGUGGGUGCAUGAUGUUUAUAUCAGAGAUAAGGAUUGGUGGGAUUAUGUUGCCCCUGUUCAGAGCAGUUGGUAUUGGAGAAAAAUCGUUCAAGUCAAGGACCAGUUUAAAAAUUUGAGAUCUCUUCAGCAGUUAAGCACUACUGGUUAUCAAAUUCGAAAGGGUUAUCAAUUACUUAGCCCUAUAAUUGAGACUGUCCAUUGGUGCAAGGAAGUGUGGGGGAGAUUAAAUAUCCCCAAGCAUAGCUUCAUCCUUUGGCUUGCUGUUCAGAAUCGGUUAAAGACUAAAGAGAGGCUUCAGAGAUUUAAUAUUCUUAAUGACUCUACAUGCUUGCUCUGUAAUAGUCAACCUGAAAGUGCUACUCAUUUAUUUUUUGGUUGUAGCAUCAGUUUGAUUUGCCUUCGGCAGGUUCAACUUUGGCUGGGCUGGAAUGCAAAUGCAUCUUCUUUGGUGGCUGUUUUGCGUUGGAUUGAGAGAGCUAAGCUUAGUAAGUUCAGGAAGCUCUUGUACUCUGCUGCAGUUGCAGCCGUGACUUACCAGAUUUGGAAAGGGCGUAAUGAGGUUUUGUGGUCUCAAAAACAAUUUCAUAUUGAUGUAGUUGUUCAGUUGGUUAAAGAUAAUAUAGUCUCUUAG
Humulus lupulus (European hop) is the source of this 858-nucleotide messenger RNA. RefSeq lists its product as uncharacterized. The transcript has 2 exons. The record is from RefSeq and is a predicted model, not a curated record. Bases 1 to 858 code for a protein of 285 amino acids. Lineage: Eukaryota; Viridiplantae; Streptophyta; Magnoliopsida; Rosales; Cannabaceae.